Molecule: messenger RNA, 660 nt
Organism: Bacidia gigantensis
Lineage: Eukaryota; Fungi; Ascomycota; Lecanoromycetes; Lecanorales; Ramalinaceae
Exons: 1
Coding region: 1-660 (219 amino acids)
Source: RefSeq, a predicted model, not a curated record
AUGACACGCACCAAAGGGCCAGAGCCUGCUUCGGCAGUGCCUUGCAGCACCACGUAUCUCGAGUCUUCACACCCUCUAGCUGCGAGCCUCAAAUCAAUUAAUAACAGCUUUGGCAAUCCUGCUUCAACUACACCCAUAAACGUUGGUGUACAUCCGUUUAUAGCAGCUGCCACGGCACCCAUGGUACCUCUCUUCUACACGAUGCCGGUAGCAAAUGCCAAUACCGUUGUGCAAGAGGAGCAUUCGGGCGAAGUUGACCAGCACAAAGACGUAGUAUCAGACCCUGUACAACUCCACACUUGGGGCCCCAAAACCCACGUACGCACCUCUAGCCCAGCAGGCGACCCCAGAGGCACAAGCAGAGACCACAAGAAGAAGAAGGGUCGCAAAACAAAGAACGGUUACGUAAUCGGCUACAAGCCUCCCAGCGACGACGAGCUUGGGAGUCCAGACUUAGAAGGUUCCGACGACGAAGCCAGGAAAAUGAUAACGGAGGACGAGGGGAAAAGCUUCAGGGUUACGCUAAAGGGGGCUACAGAGAGCAUGACUUCGCAGACGGUAGAGAAAUUCAAAACAGAAGCUGGAAAGGAGGGCACCAGAAAGACGCAUGUGACAUUGGCAAGGAUCACAGUUGUUGAGGAAGAAGUAGAGACGAGUUAA